Molecule: messenger RNA, 566 nt
Organism: Pollicipes pollicipes
Lineage: Eukaryota; Metazoa; Arthropoda; Thecostraca; Pollicipedomorpha; Pollicipedidae
Exons: 3
Coding region: 1-366 (121 amino acids)
Biological process (GO): protein dephosphorylation
Molecular function (GO): protein tyrosine phosphatase activity
Source: RefSeq, a predicted model, not a curated record
AUGGUGCUGAUUGCCGUGCCUGGCCGCCGCUGCGCCCGCGGCCGCCGGGCGGUGCGGUACGUCAGGCUGGACGCCUCUGACCCGCUGACCAGCACCAGGGAGUACCUUCGGCGACAGCGGCGCGCACCCGCCGACAAGCACACCACUGUGCUUGUCGUAACCAGGGGCGUGGAGCAGAGCGCGGCGCUGCUGCUGGCAGCCGACACCCUCUCACGCCAGCUGCACGCCUCCGGCGACGUCAGUCCGGUCAGCUACCUGACCCAUCUGCGCUCGCUGCGGCCGCGCUGGUUCACCGAGGUCGACCAGGUGAAGAUGCUGUACGACCUCCUGUGCGACGUUCUGCCGAAGGGCGAUGGCGAGCGCUGAACGGCGUCGGGCCGCCGGCCGAGUGAUACGGACCCCGUUGGGGCGAGAUACACGGACUGUGAGUGUUCGCUCUUGUUCCCAUCCGUGAGAGACACUUCUUUAUGUGUGUUAUACAGAUUUUCAAUGGCUUCCAAGGAGAUGUUAUUCCGUGCGCCACCUUCUUGGCGAGUGAACUGGACGAAUAAACUGACUUGAUCUUC